CCUUCAGCCAUGAGUCCCACGGAGAUCAAGAAGCUCGCCAUGAUCGGGUGCGGAUCCAUGGGUGGUGGCAUGGCUCUCCUCUUCGCCGAGAACGGCUGUUCCGUAUGUCUCCAAGACCCUUCCGAUGAGGCCAUGAAAAGAGUCAUCGCACAGGCCGAGAAGGACAACGUCGGCGACAAGCUCUCCAAGUACAGCGACUACGAGUCUCUUUGCGGCGCUCUGGACUCUCCGAAGGUGUUCGUCUGGUCGCUACCUCACGGUACAGUCGGCGAUACGGUGCUGGACGGGAUUAUGCCGUAUCUGGAGAAGGGUGACAUCAUCAUCGAUGCUGCGAAUGAACACUGGCAGAACUCGGAGAGGAGGAUUGGGAAGUGUGUGGUCAAGGGCAUACGCUAUGUUGCGAUGGGUGUCUCGGGAGGGUAUCAAGCAGCGCGCCGAGGGCCGUCAAUGUGUCCAUCAACCGAUGACUCGACCUUCGAUAUCGUAAUGCCACUCCUCGAAAAGGCCGCCGCGAAAGCACCCGACGACUCAGCCUGUGUUGCCCGCAUUGGGACCGGAUCGGCCGGUCACUACUGCAAAAUGAUCCACAACGGCAUCGAGCAUGGCAUGAUGUCCUCCAUCGCGGAAGCCUGGGGUGUCAUGCGCAAGGGUCUGAGUAUGAGCGACGAUGAGUGUGGCAAUGAAUUUGAGCGCUGGAAUAGUUCCGGCGAAUUACAAGGCACUUUUCUCAUUCGCAUCGCAGCCGACAUCUGCCGCGCAACAGACAAGCAAGGCCAGCGAGUGCUUGAUACAGUUGAAGAUAAAGUCGUCCAAGACUUCACUGGCGAAGAAGGAACGGGGAUCUGGUCCAACACUGAGGCCGUCAACCAGCAUAUUCCCGCUCCCACCCUCACGACCGCCCACUUCCUCCGCUUGGCCUCUGGCGACCUCAACCAACGUCGGCUCGCUCAGAAAACGUUUGGCGGCGACUACCCACCUCAGAAGGUCUCUGUCGAAGACAAGAGUGCUUUUCUCGAAGACCUCCGCCUGGCCACCUACGGUGCAUGCCUCGCCGCCUACGUCCAAGGCAUGAACAUAAUCGAGCACGCCGACCGCGAGAAACACUUCAACGUCGACUACCUCGCCCUCCUCCAAAUCUGGCGGGCCGGAUGCAUCAUCCAAGCAGAUCACAUCGUCAACAACCUCCUCAUGCCAAUCUACAAAUCCCACUCGACCAAAACGGAGAAGAAUCCGCUCUACGAGCCCGCAAUAGCAUCAGAACUCAAGCGUACAUUCGCACCGAUGAAACGAGUUAUCCUAAAAGCCAUCGAAGGAGAUCAUGUCGUGCCUAGCUUGAGUGCGACACUGGAGUAUCUGAAAUAUCAGACCAGCACGGACUUGCCGACGAGUAUGACUGAGGCGCAGCUGGAUUACUUUGGCAGUCAUAUGUAUGAUCGGAAAGGAGAAGAUCAGGCGGGAUUGCCGACGGAGGGAAAAUAUCAUUAUGAGUGGAAGCCGGCAUGAGGCAGUAGGGAGGUGAACGAGGGUUUGCAGCUCGAUCAAAACAGACUUUCUGACUC
This is a messenger RNA of Zymoseptoria tritici IPO323, 1559 nucleotides long. RefSeq lists its product as uncharacterized. Lineage: Eukaryota; Fungi; Ascomycota; Dothideomycetes; Mycosphaerellales; Mycosphaerellaceae. The transcript is spliced from 2 exons. The record is from RefSeq and is a predicted model, not a curated record. Gene Ontology annotation, cellular component: cytosol. Bases 10 to 1503 code for a protein of 497 amino acids. Gene Ontology annotation, biological process: pentose-phosphate shunt, oxidative branch; pentose-phosphate shunt. Gene Ontology annotation, molecular function: NADP binding; phosphogluconate dehydrogenase (decarboxylating) activity.